Molecule: messenger RNA, 1681 nt
Organism: Echinops telfairi (small Madagascar hedgehog)
Lineage: Eukaryota; Metazoa; Chordata; Mammalia; Afrosoricida; Tenrecidae
Gene: BCL3
Product: BCL3 transcription coactivator
Exons: 10
Coding region: 1-1227 (408 amino acids)
Molecular function (GO): protein binding
Source: RefSeq, a predicted model, not a curated record
AUGGCGGCAGUAGCUGCUGGCCCCGGAGCACCCCCGGAGUCCCUCUGCGGCGGUCCCGGGGCGCCCGGAGUGCCCGGGCCCCUCCACGGCCUGGCCCGGCCAGAAGCGCUGUACUACCAGGGACCUUUUCUGCCCCUGUACCCCACCCCAUCUAUGGGCUCUCCGUUUCCUCUGCUAAGCCUGCCUACCCCCCUGUACCCCAUCAUAUGCUCCAUGGAGCACCCCCUGUCGACAGACAUCGCCAUGGCCACCCGCGCAGAUGAGGAUGGAGACACGCCCCUCCACAUCGCCGUGGUGCAGGGUAACCUGCCCGUCAUCAACCGGCUGGUCAACCUCUUCCAGCACGGGGCCCGGGAGCUGGACACCUACAACAACCUGCGGCAGACUCCACUGCACCUGGCGGUGAUCACCACGCUGCCGUCCGUGGUUCGGCUGCUAGUAAUGGCUGGCGCCAGCCCCAUGGCGCUGGAUCGCCACGGGCAGACGGCGGUCCACCUGGCGUGUGAACACCGCAGCCCCACCUGCCUGCGCGCCCUGCUGGACAGCGCAGCCCCGGGCACCGUGGACUUGGAGGCCCGCAAUUACGACGGGCUCACCGCCCUGCAUGUGGCUGUGAACACCGAGUGCCACGAGGCCGUGCUGCUGCUGCUGGAGCGGGGCGCCGACAUCGACGCCAUGGACAUUAAGAGCGGCCGCUCCCCGCUCAUCCAUGCUGUGGAAAACAACAGCCUUAGCGUGGUGCAGCUGUUGCUGCAGCACGGCGCCAACGUGAACGCGCAGAUGUACUCCGGCAGCUCGGCGCUGCACUCGGCGUCCGGCCGCGGGCUCCUCCCGCUCGUGCGCACGCUGGUCCGCAGCGGCGCUGACAGCGGCCUCAAGAACUGCCACAACGACACGCCGCUCAUGGUGGCGCGCAGCCGCCGGGUCAUCGACAUCCUCAGGGGGAAGGCCACGCGGCUGGCUCCCUCGCUACCAUCUGAGUCGUUCUCCGAACGGAGCACCACCUCCCCCGAGAGCGGCAGCCGCCUCAGCUCCAAUGGUCUUCUCUCUACAUCACCAUCCUCUUCACCUUCCCAGUCUCCCCCAAAGGAUCCCUCCGGCUUCCCCAUGGUUCCCCCCAAUUUCUUCCUUCCUUCCUCAUCUCCGCCUGCCUUCCUGCCCUUUUCUGGGGUCCUCCGAGCUCCAGGCCGGCCCGUGCUCCCUUCCCCUGCUCCAGGGGGCAGCUGAGAGGGAUGGGGGGGGGCAGAUCUUGGACUCAUGAGGAGGGGUCUCAGCCCUGUGGGGUCAGCCCUCCUGGAAACUGUGAAGAUCUCACUCUGCCCCCCCCCCAACUCCCAAAUCUGUGGGACCAGGAUUUGCACAGAGGCACAUGCACCUAGCCAUAAGUCCCCUGUUUUGAAACAAGAUGUCCCCCUUCUCAUGGCCCCCACAGCCCCUCACCCAGGAUUCCGGCCCCCUUUCUUCUCAGGCACCAGGCCCCUGUCUGGAAUUCCACUCCAAUGUCCCCACUACUUCCUUGUCCUCACCCAGAGCUGGUAGGACCAGGGACAGCCACUUCCCUCUACCCAGGUGGACAAGGAGAAGAGAGGAGAGGUGGGCACUGAUUAGCCAUGUAAAUUAUUAGGUGUUUUGGUUGGAUUUCUUUUUGUAAUAAACUAUUUUUGUACCAUGUUGCCUGCUA